AUGUCCGACAACGAGUCUCCCGCCGGCUCCCCGCCCCAGACCCUCCACGAGGAAGAGAAGGAUGGCGAGCCUCAGGACCAGGAGCUCGGCGAUUACGACGUCGAGGCCGCUGCCGACUCGGACAAGGACUCGGACGACCUGUCCGACAUUGACGAGGACCAGUUUGGCGACUACGAUCCAGCCGCCGCCCGCAUCGAGGAGAAGCCCGUCGAGAUCGACGAGGAAGUCGCCAGAACCCUCAAGGCCGGCAAGCGCAAGGGCCUGGCCACCAAGAAGCCCAAGGAGGGCCGCAGGGAGAAGAAGAAGCGCAGACGCGACGAUGACGACGACGACAACGACAACGAUGGCGCCGACGGCGAGAUCCUGAGCGGCAAGCGUUCUCGCAAGACGGGUGGCCCCAGCGCCGGCCCCAGCAAGAGAGCCUCGCCCGACCCCAUCGACGAGAGCACAUUGACCCCGGAGGAGCGAAGGCGCCGCGCCAUCGAGAGGGCUGCCGCCGGCGAGCUCAAGAAGCAGGUCAAGAGACGCAAGAGAAAGGACGAAGUGGACCUGGAGGCCGAGCUCGAUGAGCAGAUCGCCGCUCUCAAGAAGGCCAUGGAGGACGCCUGCCGCGACGACAACAAUGCCCGCCAACAGGGCCUGCCUGCCGUCCACAAGCUCAAGCUGCUUCCCGAGGUCAUGGCCCUCCUGAACCGCAACAACCAGCAGAGUGCCAUUGUCGACCCCGACGCCAACUUCCUCGAGACCGUCAAGUUCUUCCUCGAGCCCCUCAGUGACGGUUCCUUGCCCGCCUACAACAUCCAGCGCGACAUCUUCACCGCUCUCCUGCGCCUGCCCAUCGAGAAGAACGCCCUCUCCGCCAGCGGCAUCGGCAAGAUCGUUCUGUUCUACACCAAGAGCAAGAAGGCCGAGCUUGGCGUCAAGCGCAUGGCCGAGAAGCUUCUGGGUGAAUGGAGCAGACCCAUCCUGCGCAGGACUCAUGACUACAAGCAGCGUUUUGUCGAGACGCGCGAUUUCGAUUACUCGGCUGCCAAGCUCCGUCAAGCUGCAGGCUCCUCGCAGUUGACCCUGACCCAGCGCCCAGCCGCCUCGCAACGCGACCUCGAGCGUGAGCGUAUCUUGGCGCCUCAGAUGAGCAGCAACCGUGCUCGCGUCACCGGCCUCCCCGCCUCCUACACGGUCGCACCCAAGAGCACGUUCGAGCCUUCUAGGGAUGGCUCGCAUCGCCCCAUCGGUGCCAGUGGUAUGGAGGCUUUCCGAAAGAUGACCCAGAAAGGAAAGAAGGCUUAG
This is a messenger RNA of Neoarthrinium moseri, 1290 nucleotides long. RefSeq lists its product as uncharacterized. The transcript is spliced from 3 exons. The record is from RefSeq and is a predicted model, not a curated record. The coding region runs from base 1 to 1290 and encodes 429 amino acids. Gene Ontology annotation, cellular component: nucleus. Gene Ontology annotation, biological process: poly(A)+ mRNA export from nucleus. Lineage: Eukaryota; Fungi; Ascomycota; Sordariomycetes; Amphisphaeriales; Apiosporaceae.